Molecule: messenger RNA, 8184 nt
Organism: Gopherus flavomarginatus (Mexican gopher tortoise)
Lineage: Eukaryota; Metazoa; Chordata; Testudines; Testudinidae
Gene: THADA
Product: THADA armadillo repeat containing
Exons: 23
Coding region: 183-3596 (1137 amino acids)
Biological process (GO): tRNA methylation
Cellular component (GO): cytosol
Source: RefSeq, a predicted model, not a curated record
CUCUCUCGCUCCGGGCCGGGUGCUCCCGCCCCUUCCUCAGCGGAGACAACACGUGGCCGGGCCGGAACCUGAUCGAGCCCCGCCGGGGGGCGGAGGCAGUGUGGGUGGGUGGCCAGGAGGCGGCAGCAGAGGCUGGGUGCAGAGCCAGUGUCCCCCUCGGGUUACAUUUUAAUCAAACAAAAAUGGUUUUGAAGAAGAAGAAAGAAAUUCAAGUUGAUGCAUUCAUUCUUGAGUGCCAAGAGCUUGAAACACUUCGAUCAUUUGCAGAUGCUGAAGACCAAAAUCUGGCUUCUCUGCUGUUGCACUGUGUACAGCUGUCUGAUGGUAUCCAUCAAAUCUACUCUAUGAAACAGAUUGUGACAUUAUUGAAGAAGAUGGAUAGAAACUCUGCAUGUAGCCCCAUGAUUAAAUGCUGUUUGGAUAUUAUUGGAGUGAUGUAUUUUUCACUGGGCGCAAAGAAUCCCUUGAAAAAGAUGUUGGCAAGUUCACUAAAUGGCCUUCCUGAACAACUUACGACUGAAGCAGUGCACAGUUUUGUUCGUUGUCUUAAAGAGGAACUAAAAACUACAGACUUAUGCUUGUACCGAAAAGUAAUGGACAAUCUUGCUUCCUGUAUGGAAAACUUCAGCCUAGGUAAAGCAAGUAUUAACAAUUUAUUCAAAGAAGUUCUUCAGUUUCUUCAGAAGUCUGUCCUUGAAAUACAGGAGGAAAACAGGCAACUUAGUGGAAAUAGUAUUGUUGAAACUCGACUGAUGCAUGAUUUAUUGAUGGCCAUUAAAGUUUCAAUGAUGCUACUACAGAAAGUACAAGAAAAUUUUCAGGGAAGUCUUUGGAGGAAACCUGGUUCUCUUGUUUGGCAAAGUAUGUGUGGUUUACUGAAGAGCUUCACAAACUUUUUAAUGAAUGAAGGUCUCUUGCCUACUGUUCAGACUACCUCAGGAUUGGCUGUCAUUCUCUUUACUAAGACUAUGUUUGAGCCUGUUGAAAAGUUACCUUGUUUGGUCAGUGACUUGCUCCUCCGCUCAGUGAAAUGUGCUAGUGUACCAGAGUGGUUUGUGAGCAGCUGUGAGUGCCUCUGCACUGAAGAGCUCUCUGAUUCAGUCCUCCUCUCCCUUUGUCAUGGAGCGCUGGCCAUGUUAGAGUGGAAGAAUGGCAGUAUGAGUGAAAAUGGAGAGAAAUUACUCUUAGAUAUUGCAUUGGUUUUGUUAUCUUUGGCUUCACGAUUAAAAGAAUCCAAUAUGGCGGUAUCCUUAUCUAGAAUCUUAGCUAUUUGGACUAAUUCAGCAUUGGAUGUCCUUGAAUCAAGCUCCCAAAAUCUAAAGAGCAGUCUUAAUGGAAACUCCAACACAACUGGGAAACUGCUGGAAUAUGUGUAUACACAUUGGGAACAUCCUUUGGAUGCUGUUAGACACCAGGCCAAGUUGAUAUUCAAGAAUAUCCUGCGGAUACACCAAGCCACGCUUAAAGGAUCUGUUGUAAAAUCAGGCCCUUUCUUUUCAAUGUUGACAGAGAGCUUACUGAGUUUAGAAUGGCACGUUAAAGGGAAAUAUGCUUCACUUGGCUGUCUGGUGGAGUGUGUGGGUGUUGAAAAUAUUUUAACAGUGGACAGAACAAUCCCAGCGCAAAUCUUGGAUGUAAUGGGUGAUCAGUCUCUUGCACCUUAUGCAAGUGAUCUUUUGGAAACCAUGUUUAUAAAUCACAAGAGUCACCUAAUAUCUGCCUUUCAAAAAAACAUCUGGAUUAACCACUGGCAUGACACAUGGGUAUCUCCUCUUCUUUUAAUAUUGUGUGAAGGAAAUCCUGACCAAACUACUUAUGUAAUAGAUUACUAUUUACCAAAACUGCUGAAAUGUAGCCCUGACAGUCUGAGCUACAUGAUUAAAAUUCUUCAGGCUUCAGCUGAUGCUAAUAUUGGUUCUUGCAAUACAAGAGGUGCUCUUGGAGCCUUGAUGGCAUGCCUGAGAACAGCUAGAGCUCAUGGACAUUUACAGUUUAGAGAGAUCGUGAGGGAUGAUCUACUAUCAAUUGGAUGUGUAAAGCAAGGUUUAGUUCAUCAGCAUAAUCAGGUUCGCGUUGAUGCUUUAGGUUUGCUUUGUGAAACUCAUCGGAGCACAGAAAUCUUGACUAUGGAGGAGAUGCAGCUAAUUCAGUUUUUUAUUACAUACAAUUUGAACAGCCAGUCUCCUGCAGUGAGGCAGCAGAUUUGUUCCCUACUAAAAAAGUUGUUCUGCAGAAUACAAGAAAGUUCCCAGGUACUUUAUAAACUGGAGCAAAGUAAAACCAAACAAGAGUUAAUUAAAGAAUCAGCUAAAUGGGAUCAUUUUGCAACUUUACAGCAGUAUAAAGAUUUCAUGUCAUCUAUAUGUGACAAACUUUUUGAAGCUCUGUUUCCUGGCUCAUCCCAUCCAACCAGGUUUUCUUCAUUAACUAUUCUGGGAUCAAUAGCAGAAAUAUUUUCUGCUCCAGAAGGUCAGACGCAAGCAGUCUUUCGGUUGGCUCAAGAGAUUGAUCCUACUCGUGUUCAAAUGUUAAUCCAGUGUUUUGCCAGCACUUUCGAGGAAGUAAAAGUUUUAGCAUUUGAACUUCUUAUGAAACUAUAUGAUAGGUUAGAUUUACAGGAUUUUGAAAAUCUACAUCUCUUAUUUCAGGCAGCCAUGGAUCUUAGCAUAAGUACCAAACCCUAUGACUGUGUUACUGCCUCAUAUUUGCUGAAUUUUUUAAUACAUCAUAAAGGGCUACUGAAUGUCUGCUUAAAAAAUCAACAGGUUGCAGAUACAUUUCAGAUAGAUGAGGAUAUGUCUGCAAGCACCAUGGAAAAGAACACUUUAGCUGUAAUCAAAUAUUUGUUAUCAAACCUUGAGCGAGAAAUAUUCCAAGCUGAAAAGUCUCUGCUGCAAGCAGCAGCUUCGUUCCCAAUGUACGGGAGAGUACAUUGUAUAACUGGAGCUUUGCAGCAGUUACCUUUAAAUAACUUGACCUUGAUGACUGAAUGGAGGCAGAUGGUUACAAAGCUUAUUUUAAUGUCAUACAGACUUUCGUCUGUAGUAUCUCCUAUUGUCCAGAGUUCAUCACCAGAGGGCCUUAUUCCAAUGGAUAAUGAUUCAGAAACUGCAGGUCGGUUGCAGAUGAUCCUGCAUGAGAUACAGCCACGAGAUACAAAUGAUUAUUUCACUCAAGCAAAAAUAUUGAAAGAACACCACAGAGUAGACUUUGCAAAACUGACUGACGACGAGCCGGUUGAAAAUGUUUGCACAGAAAUUAGAGGUAAAGAAGGGCAAACAUGUGAUGUAACAGCUCAGAUGGUACUAGUAUGUUGCUGGAGAAGUAUGAAGGAGAUAUCCUUGCUUUUAGGGAUGCUGUGUAAACUUCUCCCUUUACAGACUGUGUCUGAAUCCUCUGAUGGGUUAAUAGCAGUAGAACAGGUUAAAGAUAUAGGAGACUACUUUAAACAUCAUCUUUUGCAGUCCAGGCAUAGAGGGGCAUUUGAAUUAGCUUACACUGGCUUUGUGAUGCUCACUGAAAUACUCUCCAGGAUUUUUCGUGUACCCCCUGAUGAGAACUCAUGUACCCCUACAGGUUUGAGUACCCCAGUUUGAAAAUCACCAAUUUAAAUCAAAGUGACUUAAAGCACUGAUUUUAAUCUUGUUUUGCAUUUGUAUUUUUUAGUUACUUUCCUGAAGUAAAGGUGAUUAUAAUUGGUUGGUAACCAAUAAAACAUAUUGAUUUGCAACUAAAUAUAGUUUUUACACUAAAUUAGGUAUUAAUUUUUGCUAUACAUGUUUUUAGCAGUUAUGCAGCUUGCCGUACAUUUAUUCAGAGUCUUAAUUUUUACAUUUUUUAACAUGUUAGAAAAUGGUGACUGAUGCGUUUACAAAAUGAUGUAUUUAUUUAUUUAUUCUUGUGAUGUGUCACACACUAUUUGGAUGGGAACUGGCAUUCAAUGACAAAUGUCCAAUGUUAAGCAGCAUUUAAAUUUUGUAUUAGUUAAAUAAAACCUGCCUUUAAAUGUGCUGGAUACAUAAGAAAAAUAUUAAUCUAAACAUGGUUUUCAUUUAAAAUUGUGUUAUACUUUCCUUCUUUAAUAAGUAGUUAGCGAAUUGAACUAAUUGUUUCAGGUGACCACGUUCAAAUUUUAGAACCAGUGGAGCUCAUCCUCACACCUAGUUUUUAUUUAUAGAUGGAAGAGGAAAGCAAGCUUUCUUGCAUUUUCGUCUCCAAAUUGGCUUCACAACUUUGAAUGAAUUAGUCAUUGAACUGAAAAGUUGAAUAAACUGAAAUGAAGAGAAUAUUUUCCUUGUAUGAGCAGAAAAAGCUACUGCAGUCAAAAGAUGGUUUAACACUUCAAUAAACUGAUUCCAUGUUGUUAGCCAAUGACUUCACUCAGUAGAGUGGUUUGACUUUCUUUAAAGCAUUGGUGACAAGCAUGCACUGUUUAAUUUUUUUUUAUUUAAUAGAUUAUAGUAAGUUAGGCCUUCACAUAGGAUGGUAGUUUAGAGGUGCACUACCUGCUUGAAAUGGAGCUGUGAAAAGGGGAGAGGGAAGAGAAGCAAUGUAGGGAAACCAUGCUGGUGCCCAGUCCUAGGGAGGGAUUGGGUAUCCAGGAGUCCUUCCUUUAACUGGCCCUUACAAAAGGUAGAGGACCUACUGUGACUGUUGCUUAGCUACGUGGCAUGCUAGUUCUUUUCUUUUCCUUUUCGUUUUUGCUGGGUAGGGAGGGAAUAAGACUGACAGAUUGUGUUUUUAAAUAUUUAGGUGGUGGUCAGAUACUACAGUGAUGGGGUCGAUAAGAACCUAGCGAGUUGGAAAUGGAACAGGGGACAGCAGUGGCGGUAGAAAUUUGAUGUAUUUUUAACACUUAAACUGAGGAAAUAUGAUGUUGGGGAUGGGAAAGAAAUAAAAUAAAAGUGGAAGGCUCUCUUCAGCCUUAACUUUCUUCCUUCCCCCCGCCCCCAUUUCCUGUCUUCUCUCUUAACGUUAGACUUCUUAUUUCAACCACCCAGCUAGUCAAAUGGGGCUAACAGGAGGCCACCCAGCUACUAAAAUGAGAGAAUAAUUAGGACUUGUGUUUUGGCAGCAGCAAAUCCUACAGGGUUAAUAUAAUUGCAGUUGUAUUAACAAAUGAUGAUCAGUUAUGGUUACAGGCUGUGUCAAGGCAAAUGUUUUAGUGCUUUUAAUAAUAAUAUAAAAUGGCAUUAAUGGAAAAACUAAUUUUAACUGUGAAAGCUACAUUUGGAACGGCUAUAUAAUGGUUAAGGAGUGGGUUUUAUUCUGGCUGACUAAAUUAUAUUUUGCUGAACUUUGGGCAGUGCCUGGGACUGAAGUAGACUUGAAGUUCUGCUCCUGCCCAAAAGUCCUUUCCUUGAGGCUGUUCCUGUAAUUUUGACGAAGUAUUUAUUUUUAGGGCUAUUUGCCCUGUGGGAGUGUUUUAUAGGGAAUGCCAGAUUGUAUAACUGCAGAGGAAAAAUACUUCAUGGCAAGAGUGCAGUUUAGACACUUGACAAAUAAGUCAGAGUACUGGUUAUGAAUUGUACCCUUGUUUUUUGCUGUCUUCACUAGCUGCAUGUUUUUUUUGUGUGUGUAUUUUACAUUUAGAAUUAUUUGAAUGUAUUUUAUUUUAAACUCUUUUAAGAGACCUAGCAUUAUAAAAGCUUUGCAAUACUGCUGCUCAGGUUUGCAGAAGCAUUUUAUUUAAUUCAUUUGUACUGAACAUACACUCAUUUCAUAAACUUUCAGGUGUGUUGUGUAUGACUAAGCUAUAGUUAAAAUCAGCAUUAGCCAGAUAGUGCCACCUUCAGUCUACAUCCAGUCCCCAAGGUGAUUUCAUAUUGCACAAAGGCACUAUAAUGAAGACAAACCAGCUACUUACCUAACCAAUUCCUUUAAACAUUAGACUCCUUCAUAAAUGGCCUGCCUCAGGCAGAGGGAUGAGUACACACAUGGGCCUUACGUAACACUCUGAAGGUCAGUAAAAUCAGGCUGUGAUGAAUAGAUUAGAGAAGUAAAGUUCCAGAGGGCAGUAUCCUCCAUUAAGAACACUCUGACUAGGACACUGUUUCUCAAAUGCGGCUACUGUGGCUACAUGCAGCCACCAGGGGGUUUCCCUGCGGCCACGGCAGUUUCCUGGGCAGCAUCAGCCCCUCCGCUUCCUCCCUGUUACUCCUGCAUGUGUUGCCUCUCUGGAGAUACAGGUGGGGGACACAGUGCUUAAGGAGCAAGAUGAGGGGGUGAGAAGGCUAGCAGUGGGCAGGGGGAAGGAGGCGAGCGGCAAGGUGAGUGGCAGGGGGCCCUGGCGGGGGGAGUAAGGAGGCAAGCAGUGAGCCUUGAGUAGGGGGUCUGGCUGCGGGCAGGGAAGUGAGGAGGUGAGCGAUGAGCCACCCAGUGAGCGGGAAUUCUCGCAGUGGGUAGGGAGGUGUCUGUGGCAGGGGAGUGAGGAGUCGAGCAGCGGUGAGGGAGUGAGGAGAGAGACAGCAGGUGAGUAGGGGGUGAGGAGAUGAGAGGCGGGCAGAUGGGCAGCUGGUAGAGCCCCCCUUUGGUGAGGCUAGCCCCCAACUGCACCCCUUCUGCCUGUGCUCCCACCUCUGGCAGCUGGAUCCGUGAGACCUCCUGCGCCUGGAGCCACAAGCCCCCUGCCCAGAGAAGCCCCGAGCACCCCUCCUCCCAUGGCUGGAGGAGCCCUGGGCUGGCUGAAGCCCUAAGACUCACCCCCCCCACACCUUCCCAGAGCAUCCCCGCCCCCUUGUCCAGAGGAGCUCUGGGUUGGCCAAAACCUCGAGUCCUCCACCUGCGUGGAGGAGCCCUGGGCCAGCCACAGCCGUGCCUCCCUUCUCCUCCCCUCCCCAGACCCAAGCCAUCCAGAUAUGUUUUUCAUUAUUAUUUGGAUUUCUAUUAUGUAAAAGCAUUUUUAAAUUUACUUCAGAAUUGUUAUACAGACAACCACUUUUACCAAAAAAGCAAAAGAAACACUAAUAAAAAAGACAAGAACCUGCAAAGCACCUUAUUUGCAUUUCUACUCUGUUAGGUCUGGUAAAGAAUAGAGAUAACUGUGCAUGAAAACAUUACAUAAAUAACCCCCUGAAAACAUAACAUAAAAAAAUUACAGUGUUUGGAUGUAUAUAUGUGCAUAUUACUUUAUUAACUUUAGGAAAAAUAAAUAAUUUAGGAAAAAGUGGAAGUGUGACCACCAGCAGAAGUUGGUGGCCACAGUCUGAGGCCACCAAAAAAUUUGUUGCGAGAACCCCUGGACUAGGGGCUGCCUAAAGUUCAAAUCUGAUGACUGUUAACAGAAGCAUCCUGGCUGUUCCCAGCUAUUAGGAAAAAGUUGGUCUCUUAAGUAGCUAGGAACCAGCUCAUCUAGUGUUUUCUAGAUGAAACUUUAUGUCCAGUUUUUGAGAUAUGGAAAAAUCCAUGGGUAAGUGAAACACACUUGCACCCACAUUCUCCCUGCGCCUUCUCUCUUGCUGCCUUCCCCACACAUCUGUACAGGUUACAGGGUGAAGACGUGGGGAAAACGUCGUUCCCUUCCACCUCAUGACUUUGCACAAGGGUUGGCUACAUUCCUGAUAGGGGAAUGUACAGGAGCUGUGCUAGGUAGAGAUGCUAGUAGGGUUAGCCACCUCAAAGUGGGAGAGGGCAUGGCCAUGGACUUGAGCCAGAACAGACGGCUGCAUACUGCACCCUUUGAAAUGUUGGUGGGAGCUCCUGAUCCAGUCUUUGAUCCUCAUAGCAUUCCCUGAGAAAACUUGCUGAGUCAGAUGUGAUCCCUCUAGUGGCUUCUACUUCUGUGCAGCACCUCUAUUUCUGCCCUACAAAAAAGUGUUCUGUGGCUUAAAAUGCUAAUCUCUUCAAGAUAUUAAAAUACUGUAAUUACCAUUUAAUACAGCAUACCAGGCAUUUAAUACCAGAUCUAUUUCAGUGUCUCUAAUUUUGUUUUUGUUUGCCUGGACACAACUCCCGUGCUUGGUAUCCCCAAAUAUGUAAGGCAUAUGAGUAAUCCCAUUUUUCAAAAUGGGUUGUAUAUUUCUCCCAACUUUGGUCAAGUCAAAUCAAUCCUACACAUUAAUAAAAAAUGGUCUUAGUUAAUAAAGGUAAAUAGCACUCUCUGCAACAGCAAUACGGCACAGUUUAUUAUCUUUUAAUUUUGUUUUGAACUUGUUUAUCCUAAAUACUUAUGCAUGCUUAUUUGUG